Scleropages formosus (Asian bonytongue) is the source of this 2607-nucleotide messenger RNA. It is a transcript of the gene igfbp3, whose product is annotated as insulin-like growth factor binding protein 3. Bases 185 to 1030 code for a protein of 281 amino acids. The transcript has 4 exons. Gene Ontology annotation, biological process: regulation of insulin-like growth factor receptor signaling pathway. Gene Ontology annotation, molecular function: insulin-like growth factor II binding; insulin-like growth factor I binding; fibronectin binding. Lineage: Eukaryota; Metazoa; Chordata; Actinopteri; Osteoglossiformes; Osteoglossidae. Gene Ontology annotation, cellular component: extracellular region. The record is from RefSeq and is a predicted model, not a curated record.
CAUUAUUCAUACGUGGGGGUGUGACUUGGAGCCUGUCUUUCUCCGCCUGUAUAUAACGAGAAGUUAGGGCCAGGGCAAAUACACAUGGAGAAGAGCGGUGCUCACACUGCGCAGGCAGAAGUGCACUUGAGAGUACGUGACGAGCCGCAAACCCUCCCGUCGCUCUCCGGCUCCUCCUGGCACCAUGAUAUCUACGCUCUACCUCCUUUGUCUGGCCGCCGUGCUCGCCCCCUCCAGCCGAGAGGCCGAAGCUGUGGGGCCGGUGGUCCGCUGCGAAACCUGUGACGCGGGCGCGCUCAGCCAGUGCAGACCGCUACCCAAAGACUGCACCGAGGUGGUGCGCGAGCCCGGCUGCGGCUGCUGCCUGACGUGCGCGCUCACCGAGGGGCAGCCGUGUGGAGUUUACACCGGGAGGUGCGGCUCGGGACUCACCUGCCAACACCGGCCGAGCGAGAUCAAACCCCUGCAAGCGCUGCUGGAGGGACGGGGCGUGUGCUCUAGCGCCGUGUCCAAGAAGCUCAGCAGCAUCCUGCUGCCCGUGCACAAGCAAGAGAACAUCCAAGACCCAGAGGAGGACUGGAACACCAACAGCACCGAUUUCUUGGAGCCGGAGAGCACCCUCAGGGUUCCAGAGCAGAGGGGCCCUCUGCCUCAUGCCAAAGGGGACAUCAUUCGACGGGAUCAGUCCAAGAAAUCUCAGAGCUACAAGAUGGAGUCCGUCUCAGGCGGGCUCAGCGCCGAGGUGCAUAAUUUCUCCUUGGAAUCCAAGAGGGAGACGGAAUAUGGCCCCUGCCGGAGGGAAAUGGAGAGCAUUCUGAACAGCCUUAAAAUUACCAACGUUCUCAACCCAAAGGGUUUCCGCAUACCAAACUGUGACAAGAAAGGUUUCUACAAGAAGAAGCAGUGUCGUCCAUCCAAGGGCAGGAAGAGAGGGUACUGCUGGUGCGUGGACAAGUAUGGGCAGCCCCUACCUGGCUAUGACGGGAAGGAGAAAGGCGAGGCGCAGUGCUACAACCUGGAGAGCAAGUGAGGGUGAGGGAGGGACAGAGAGAGAAGAGAGAGAGCCCACUCUGCUCCAAGGGCGUCGUGCGCACAAGAACUGUACAAAGACUUUGAAGGAGCUGGCCUGGCACGGCAAUCAUGUGACCCCAAGGGAGGAGAGCGGGGAGCCUGCAAGGACUGGAGACUACAGCUGGGCCAUGACAUUUCACUUCUUACAGCUUUCUAUAGUGUGCAUAGGGAGCAUCGAGUCCUUAAAAAUCUGUGUGAUAAAGUGUGAGAGAGAGAGAAAUAUAUAUGUUUAAGUAAAUAUGCAAUGUGCACUAUUUUUUUUUUUUAGAGAGAGGAGGCACUUCUGUAAAGCUAAGAGGGGUUUUCCACUCACUAAGAACUUCAUGAAGCCAACCCAGCUCUAACGUCUGGCAUGAAAAUCCAUGCUGAUGCAGAUGGCUUUCUGCCAGCGAUUGCCCUGAUGUGUGCACGUCUGUUAACGGACAAGACCGGAGAGGUUUCUGGGUCGGAGGUGCCCCCUGUCCUGCUGUCCAUCUUUGCUCAGGGUUUUAAAGGAGAUGAAGGAGCCCCUCCCCACCCGGCUGCCACCCCACCUUGUCUCCUCACAGCGGUGGUAUUUCAUGCUGAGUACUCUGUCACACGCAGCAUACACAUUAGCACACAAGCCCAAACACACAUGAAUGACUUCACAUUUCCGCAUUCGCUCACCCGUACACACACAGACACACAUUAUAUGUGGUCAAUGGGCCUUGCAUGCUCACCCCACAUGCCUGUUAAUGACAGCACUUUCUCAUCAAUAAAAAAACUUUCUGCAGCUCCUUGCAGCUGAGGUGAGAGAGGAGUUUCUCCCAAACUGUGCCUUAUCUCUGUCUGUUCUCCUGCACCCGCUUGGCUUUCACCAGUCAGUGUGCCCAACUGCAAAGUUUCUUUGGCUCCUGUUUGCUGAUACAGCCAAUGUCUGAUCCUGCAGCCACAAGUGUGUAUAGGAAUGUGUGUGUAUGUGUGAUGUGGGUGGUCUGACCAGCUGGGUAGGGACUGCACUGCCUCUCUUCCAGUCAGGCCUCUCUUCUAUGAGUCUUUGUUGCAGCCAAACUGCCCCAUCCUCCCCAGGAAACCCAGCCCCUACUCCACCCUCGUCCCCAGCAAAUUCCAAGGGAGAGGCAACAGGGUACAAUUCACAAACGAUGCUCCAAAUUGAUCCAUUUCCCAAGGUGCUUCAGACAUCCAAUUCCAACACAUCAUGCUAAGGAAACAAAGUCAGGGAUCCACCAAAUAACGUCAAAAGUGACAUCAGCAACAAGAAACUAGAAACAAAAGAACUUUGCCAGUAGCAAUUCAUGGUCCAGUUCUGUUCCAUCACAUCCUGUGUAAAGACUUGAAAAGUGGAAGGUGCCAAUGUGGAUCGUCUUCCCAGUAGCUCAGUAGCACAUAAUUGGCCAAAUGCUUAUGCUAAAAAAAGAAAAAAAAUGCUGGUGCUAUUAUCUUUCUGGUUAAAUAUGUUGACUUGAUUUGGGGGGGCAUCAUUAUAUAUCUGUUUGGUGGUUCUGACCCUCCUCAGUGUUUUUUUUCCUUUGCCAGCUGUGUGUCUGGAUUAUA